UCCCUUCCGUCUUAAACCCUGCUGCUGGCCUGCUAAUACCUCUCUCUCUCUCUCCUCCUCCUCCUCCUCCUCUUUCUCUCUCUACAAUCUCUUUCACAGAGAAGCAAGGAGAUGGACGCCGACGGAAAUACCGAAGAGCCGUCGCGGCUGGUCCUCGUCCGCUUCAAAACGGACCUCGGCCACCCCUACAAAGUUACAGAAUCCUCCAUUUCCAUCCCCGCCAAUCUCACCCGCUUCGGCCUCUCCACCGUUGUCAACAACCUCAUCAAAUCAGGAAACCCCGAUUGGGAAUCGGAGCCUUUCGAUUUUCUUAUCAAGAAUGAGCUGGUUCGGAUGUCGCUCGAAAAGUUCCUUCUUGCCAAGAACAUUUCUGCGGAGAGGAUAUUGGAAAUCGAAUAUAUACGGGCUGUGGUCCCACGCAAAGAAGAAGAACCUUCUUUACAUAAUGACUGGGUCAGUGCAGUUGAUGGUUCUAGUCCCAGGUUCUUUUUGACAGGCUGCUAUGAUGGUUUGGGAAGGGUAUGGAAAGCUGCCGGAGCAUGUACACAUGUUCUGGAAGGACACAGUGAACCUGUUACUUCAGUUAGUAUAAUCAAUCCAAAAGGUGGAGAAAGUGUUACCGUAGCUACUGCUUCGAAAGAUCGGACACUGAGACUGUGGAAGUUCAAUGCAGAAGAGACCCGAAAAAAUCCUUUGAAGAUAAGAGCAUUCAAAAUUUUACGUGGACAUACAGCAGCUGUUCAAAGUGUUGCUGCUCAGACCUCUGGAAACAUGGUCUGUUCAGGCUCUUGGGAUUCUACUAUCAAUUUAUGGCAGACAAAUGAGCCUGAUUCAGAAGGUGAUACUGUGUCAACGAAGAAGAGAAAAAAGACUGGUCAAGAAAAGGAAUCGCAGUGGGAGGGGGAGGCUGUUUCUUCUCUAAUAGGCCAUACACAAUGCGUAUCUACUGUGAAGUGGCCAGAGCCUAAAACAAUUUAUUCUGCAUCGUGGGACCAUUCCAUUAAAGAGUGGAAUGUCGAGAGAGGCACAGCCACGUCGACAAUAUAUCAUGAUAAAGUACUCAACUGCAUUGAUAUUGGAGGUGAAGGUUCUGCUUUGAUUGCUGCUGGUGGUUCUGACCCCAUUGUUAGGGUAUGGGAUCCUCGUAAACCAGGUCCGUUAGACGACUCAAUCUCUGCAUCUUAUGACGGAAAAGUUAUGCUGUGGGAUACGAGAACUGCUGUAUGCCUCCUCAUUGUUUUUGUUUUCUUACAAUAG
Molecule: messenger RNA, 1257 nt
Organism: Malus domestica (apple)
Lineage: Eukaryota; Viridiplantae; Streptophyta; Magnoliopsida; Rosales; Rosaceae
Source: RefSeq, a predicted model, not a curated record